AAAAAGCGUUUGACUUUCAAAUCUGUUUUUGAUGCUCAUAUGAGAACUCAUAAGGGUGAAAAGCCGUUUUCAUGUGUGAACUGUGGGAUGAGUUUUAAUCGAAAACAGAGUUUAACUCAGCACAUGAGGAUUCAUACUGGUGAAAAGCCGUUUACAUGUGUGAACUGUGGGAUGAGUUUUAAUCGAAAACAGAGUUUAACUCAGCACAUGAGGAUUCACACUGGUGAAAAGCCGUUUUCAUGUGUGACCUGUGGAAAAAGUUUUGGUUAUAAACCGGCUUUAACUCAGCACAUGAGGAUUCACACUGGUCAAAAGCCGUUUUCAUGUGUGAACUGUGGAAAAAGUUUUAGUCAAAAACCGCAUUUAACUCAGCACAUGAGGAUUCACACUGGUCAAAAGCCGUUUUCAUGUGUGACCUGUGGAAAAAGUUUUAUUCGAAAACAGGAUUUAACUCGGCACAUGAUGAUUCAUACUGGUGAAAAGCCGUUUUCAUGUGUGAACUGUGGAAAAAGUUUUAUUCGAAAACAGGAUUUAACUCAGCACAUGAUGAUUCAUACUGGUGAAAAGCCGUUUUCAUGUGUGACCUGUGGAAAAAGUUUUAGGCGUAAAUCGCCUUUAACUCAGCACAUGAUGAUUCACACUGGUGAAAAGCCGUUUUCAUGCGUGACCUGUGGAAAAAGUUUUAUUCGAAAACAGGAUUUAACUAAGCACAUGAGAAUUCACACUGGUGAAAAGCUGUUUUCAUGUGUGAAUUGUGGAAAAAGCUUUAGUCAAAAACCGGCUUUUACUCAGCACAUGAUGAUUCACACUGGUGAAAAGCCGUUUUCAUGCGUGACCUGUGGAAAGGGUUUUCGUCAAAAACAGGAAUUAACUCGUCACAUGAUUAUUCACAGUGGUGAAAAGCCGUUUUCAUGUGUGACCUGUGGAAAAAGUUUUAUUCGAAAACAGGAUUUAACUCAGCACAUGAGGAUUCACACUGGUGAAAAGCCGUUUUCAUGUGUGACCUGUUUAAAAAGUUUUAGUCAGAAACAUAGUUUAACUAAGCACAUGACGCGUCACACAGUUGAAAAGCUGUAGAAGUAUGUUCCAUAAAUGUCCUAUGUUGUAUUUGUUAAAUGUGAUCAUUUUGAUCUUCACAUUUGGAUACUUAGAGAUGUUCAACCAUGACACAUUUUCCUUCAUUGAUGUUUUAUUUUUCUGGUAUAUUCUGUAUCAAUAAACAAUAAUGAUAAACUGUA
Messenger RNA from Xiphophorus hellerii (green swordtail), 1238 nucleotides. Its product is annotated as gastrula zinc finger protein XlCGF8.2DB-like. Gene Ontology annotation, molecular function: DNA-binding transcription factor activity, RNA polymerase II-specific; RNA polymerase II cis-regulatory region sequence-specific DNA binding. The transcript is spliced from 2 exons. The record is from RefSeq and is a predicted model, not a curated record. Lineage: Eukaryota; Metazoa; Chordata; Actinopteri; Cyprinodontiformes; Poeciliidae. The coding region runs from base 40 to 1077 and encodes 345 amino acids. Gene Ontology annotation, biological process: regulation of transcription by RNA polymerase II.